AUGGAAAAUAUUAUCAAGAUGUUCGUCAGUGGCAGUUCAGCUGAAGGACAAUCAUAUGCCAAUCAUUUUCGUCACGAUAACCAGCUUCAAGAUUUUGACUUCAUGCUAGAAGUAUGUGCCUUAAACUCCAAUGAUCAGUUAGUUCUAAUUAACAAUGCCCCGGGUUUCGUGUUGGUGAAGUGGUCGUCUGAAAAUGUGACCAAAGAUUUGCCGCAUAACAGUCAAUUCGUUGAUGGUUUUCGCAUGAAACAACAAUUUGCCGAUCACUACAUAUCCUCUGUAAAUGCAAGCCCUCUCCUCGCAAGCCAGUUUAACACAACGACAGGCACAGCCAGUAUAGAAGCAACUAUUCAAAGUGAUCUGAUACACCAAGCUACAAAAUUUCAUAAUGCUCUUAAAUAUGUCGAAACACUUCAAUCCGAUGAGAACAAGAAGAAAAAAUUUAUUGAAUAUCACGAAUGGUGCGAAGAUAAUAUCUCAAAUAUUUUCGAUAAAUGUUUACCAGAAUUACCUAUGUACGAUUAUUUUGGUAAAAAUUACGUCUCAGACUGUUUCUGUAUGGUGAGCCCAGCUUUUGGAUUUCAAUUAUCAGCUGAGCAUCGUAAACGCGCAGAAUCGGUGUUAAAUUUUUAUCUUAAAUACCGACAUUCCUAUUGCAUAUCGCAGCAGAUUUACAAAUAUCUUCAAAAAUCUAGUUGCUUAGACACGCGACCUGUCGAUGCGGACCUGGUNCCUUCCGAAUUUGAAACUCCACUGUUAAGUUCGCUCAUAGAAGAUCUCUCUGCGACUUAUAAAAUCGAUUUGGCAAAUAAUCGACAGACGAAUACAAGAACGUCACAUUCACGACUGAUUGCACGACGAUUGACACAUACAUCAUCAGAUAAUCGACAUUGGUUCUAUUUCGACAACGAUAUUGGUUGGAUACGGUACGAGCAACAAGCAGAAAAUCAAAUUGAGCAAGCAUUUCAAUGUUAUCGUUCUGGUCAAGGAUCCUUUACUGUAGAUAUUCGCCUUCCUGGUCGAUCCGAUACACACCAAUUUAAUUUCUUAAAAGGCCAACAACGAAUCAAAUCUACCACCAUGACAGCGAAUAUCAAACGUGAAUGA
This is a messenger RNA of Adineta ricciae, 1107 nucleotides long. Lineage: Eukaryota; Metazoa; Rotifera; Eurotatoria; Adinetida; Adinetidae. The record is from the annotation of a GenBank genome assembly.